GAGACGUACGAACGAGAAGCCAGAAAGCACACGGGAGAACAUGCUGGAAAGUCAAUGGAUAGCAUGGAGGAGAAACUGGUUGAUCCUGUGCCAGAGUUUAUACCACAACAUCUGAUUUGUCCUCUAACCAAGAAGAUGUUUGUUGAUCCUGUGAAAACAGUAUAUGGCACCGUGUAUGAACGGAAAGCCAUUGAGGAACACCUCAAACAACACCGGUAUGAUCCGAUGGCUGGCCCAGGAAACGAGCUUGAUGCGAGUGACAUGAUGGCGGACAGGGACAUGAAGAAAAUGGUGAUGGAUCAUCGAGCUCGCCAAAUUCAAUGAAUGUGGGAGGGAACAGACUGGCUGAAGAUUAGCUAGACUUUUAUAGGGGUUUCUUUUUUUCUUUUUCUCUCAGCUUGUUGGUGGUGUGGCAUUUCUAUCACACAAGUUCUAAACAAGUUACCAAGUUAGUGAAGUCUCAGGUUGGUUUUUCUAUCCAAUUCUGAAAAUUUGUUUACAAAGGACUCUGAGCACUUAAUACAGUUUUUAUUCACUGUUCAUUGCAUACUUUUAUAGAACUUCUUCUACAAGAGACAAACCAGCCUUCCUGUAUGGGAAAGUCAAAUAUCGUAGAAAUUUCAGCUGCAUAGCUGAUAAUAUAAAAACAUGUUCAGUUCACAGUUGAUUAUGCUGUUCAUUAUUUGACCAAAUUUCUUGAUUAUCUUCUGUUUUUUAAGUGAUUAAUAAGAGUUCAUUGCAAUUAUUGUGGUUGCGAAUAUAUAAUAAAGUAUAAAAAUGA
Neolamprologus brichardi is the source of this 781-nucleotide messenger RNA. Lineage: Eukaryota; Metazoa; Chordata; Actinopteri; Cichliformes; Cichlidae. The record is from RefSeq and is a predicted model, not a curated record.